Molecule: messenger RNA, 4517 nt
Organism: Purpureocillium takamizusanense
Lineage: Eukaryota; Fungi; Ascomycota; Sordariomycetes; Hypocreales; Ophiocordycipitaceae
Gene: STE20
Product: Non-specific serine/threonine protein kinase
Exons: 5
Coding region: 1245-3929 (894 amino acids)
Biological process (GO): regulation of MAPK cascade; intracellular signal transduction; protein phosphorylation
Cellular component (GO): cytoplasm
Molecular function (GO): ATP binding; protein serine/threonine kinase activity
Source: RefSeq, a predicted model, not a curated record
GGAUCUCUCAGUAGUGCCGUCCGUACGUACGUAGCAAGCUCUUGAGCAUUGACGCGAGCGCACCGCGCCAGCCAUCCGUCCAUCCAUUCAUUCAUUCACUGCUUACCAUCCGUGCCCGUUUCUCUCCGUCACGCCUCUCCGUCUCCCGCAUCACCAGACGCGCUUGCUCAACCGCCGGACGCCAGAUCGCCCGAACCCAUUACCUGACGAAGCACCCGUCUCACGUAGCACGGCCCUCGCAGCUUGGCCUGUCUGUCUCUCAACGCACACGCCCCCCCGGACGCCCUGUCUCGAGCCGGCGGCAGCACCUCUUUCGACCGGCAUCGUGCAGGCGAAGAGCGCGGCGCGGCGCGGCGCCCAUGCGCAGACUGAGUGCCCCCGCGGCGACGCUGACCUGAAUCGUGGGCGACGACGAAGAAGACCCACGACUAACAGCUACGAUAACGAAGACGACGGCCACGGUGCGAGAAGCUACUACCCAUCGCUGCCCGCCGGCUGACAGACGUGACGACGGUCGCCGAGACGUUGCCAGCUGCGACGAACUCAAUCGGGAGCGACCCAACCGCGCUUGCAACGAACGCUUGCACCGCCUGGGACGCACCGCGACGCAACGCACCCCCAACGCACCGCAUCGCACGCCGCCUUGCCUGCCCUCUCUCUCACCCGUCGGGCGGCCGCUGCAGGCUUGCAGCUUUUACCGAACAAGGCGCGGUACCUUGCCUGAGGUACCUUGCCUGCCCUACCUACCUCACCGUGCCUUUCAUCCCGACUGCACGCACUCCAACACACCUCAGAGCCCUGGAGGUCUGGCGCCACCAGUGACGGCCCUCCCCUCCACCGCACCACCCGCUGGCGUCCCGCCGCCAGCUGCGCGCGCCCCAAAAAAAAAAAUAGAGAGCCCGGGCCCUGAAUCAACCCGCUGCAGCGCAGCGCUCCGCAACUGGACGCAGGAGCCAUAGAGGCAGGCAGAACUUGAGGUGCCCGCCCGCCCCUCCUCCUCCUCCGCCCACUCGCACGCACGCACGCUCGCCCGCCCACCUCCAUCGCCCUCUGGCCCCCUCCCCAAAGAGCGCCCACCCGCCCAUCCAAACGCAGGCCCGCAAGGACCGCUUUUUUUCCUCUCCUCGCACACCCUUCGUCCCCUCUGGCCCCCCCGUCCGCCCAAGCAGCAGCAGCAGCAGCAACAGCCGCCGCCGCCGCUCGCUCCCCCUCUGAGACCUAUUAGGCAAGGGUUGGUCACUAUCAUGGACAGCCAGAGCUCGUCUUUCAACGGCACCUCGCAACGUCGCAGGCUCGUCAAGAAACCUCCUCCCUCCUCCUCCACAACAGCCGCCGCCGCCGCCUCGCCAUCCUCCUCCUUCCACCAGCACCACCACACGCACCACCACGCCUACGCCCGCUCCUCGUCCGGAUUCGACACCCAGUCCAUCGACAGCCAGCGCAGCUCCCAGAGCCUGCGGCGUGCCCCGAGCGCUCCGCCCGUGCGGUCCUCUGCUUCCAACACGUCCAACAACAGCUCCUCCUCUCCCCGACACCCACCUGCCGCGCAGUGGUCGUCGAACCCGUCCCCCGUCCUGCAGCAGGGAGACUUUUCUGGUACCGCCGCCGCCGCCGCAGCAGCAGCAGCAGCCUCCUCUUCAUCGUCGACGACGUCGCCGCCGCCGCCGUUUGGCACCGCCUACACCAUCGCCGCCGCCGCCGCCACGCCGCUGGCCCAUCGCCCGAACCGCCUCUCCGAUCCUCACCUCAGCCGCCUGAGCCAAACGGCGUCCGACGACUUCAUCGGCGCGCCUUUCGACGGCGCCGCCAUCCUGAGCCGCAUCGAGGCCACCAAGAUCUCGAGCCCCCGAUCCUCAUUCCAGCGACCCCCCCACGCUGCCCCGCCCACCCUCGUCAAGGCUGGCACCGACUCUCGCCUCGCGAGCCCCGCCCUGCGCUCCUCGGUGAGCUUCAGCAACAUGGACCCCUCCAUCGUGGAAAAGGUCCAGGGCGGCCGGGUCCCCGAGUCCCAGGUCACCAGCCCCAAGCGGUACUCGGACGAGGGCAAGGACGCCAAGCCCGGUGUCCUGCGCAAGAAGUCCGGCUUCUCCGCCAUCGUCAACAGCCUCGUCGGUUCCCAGAAGAAGCCCGUCAUUUCCGCACCCGAGAACCCCGUCCACGUCACCCACGUCGGCUACGACAGCGCCACGGGGCAAUUCACGGGCUUGCCAAAGGAAUGGCAACGGCUGAUCAACGAGAGCGGCAUCCCCGAAAAGGAACGGCGCGAGAACCCCCAGACCAUGGUCGACAUAUUGCAGUUCUACAAGGAGACGCAAGAGCGGCCGCCCGAAGACCAGAUACUCGAAAAGUUUCACCACGCAGGCACCUCGGAUAUGCGGGGAUAUGCCACGCCCCCUUCAAAUCCGACCUCGCCCGCCAUGUAUCCCACAAACUAUAUGGGGAGCUUUGAGAACCCCCGGCCGCCGCCCCCCGUGCCGACGAGCAGAAAUCAGGGCCUGGGCAUCGCCGGCAAGGACAUGAUGCCCAAUCGCCCGGCGCCGAAGCCGCCCGUGAGCAUGAACAACCGGCCCCUACCCCCCAACGCGUACACGACCAAGGACUCGGGCAUCGGCAUGUCGCAGCCUGCCGACGACAUGUCGCCCGGCGGCUUCGGCCAGGUCAAGGACGUGCCGAUGCUCCCCGAGGAGCACCGAUCGCGGUCCAACUCACGCGCCAACGGACAGUCGCCAUACAGCCCGCCGACGCCCCAGAUGACGCAAGCCGCUCAGGCGACGGCGUACCAGCAGCAGCUGAUGCAACAGCAGCAGGAGCAGGCCCUGGCGCAGGCGCAGGCGGCCAUGUCGGGUCACGUCGGCCGCGUGCCCAGCAAGCGCCAGCCCCCGCCCCAGGCCGUCCCGAGCCCUCAUCACGCGCCCCAAUACGCGCGGACGCCUGAGCACAACGGCCACCAGGGCUCACGCCGGCAGCCGAGCCCCGGCGGCGGCGUGCCCGGGGCUAGGCCGCGGCACCGACCCCGGCAGAGCAACGGCUUCGACGUGGUGGCCUCGCUCAAGCGCAUCUGCAACGAGGGUGAUCCGCGGGAGGUGUUCCGCGGCUUCACCAAGAUCGGCCAAGGCGCGUCUGGCGGUGUCUUCACGGGCUACGAGCGCGGCACGAACCGCCUCGUCGCCAUCAAGCAGAUGAACCUGGAGCAGCAGCCCAAGAAGGACCUCAUCAUCAACGAGAUCCUCGUCAUGAAGGACAGCUCGCACCCCAACAUUGUCAACUUCAUCGACAGUUACCUGUGCGGCGGCGAGCUGUGGGUCGUCAUGGAGUUCAUGGAGGGCGGCAGCCUGACCGACGUGGUCACCUUCAACAUCAUGACCGAGGGCCAGAUCGCGUCGGUAUGCCGCGAGACGCUCAAGGGCCUACAGCACCUGCACUCCAAGGGUGUAAUCCACCGUGACAUCAAGUCGGACAACAUUCUACUCUCCAACGAAGGCAGCAUCAAGCUGACUGAUUUCGGCUUCUGCGCCACCAUCAACGAGGCCCAGAACAAGCGCACGACAAUGGUGGGCACGCCCUACUGGAUGGCGCCCGAGGUGGUGACGCGCAAGGAAUACGGCCGCAAGGUGGACAUUUGGUCGCUCGGCAUCAUGGCCAUUGAGAUGAUUGAGGGCGAGCCGCCGUACCUGACCGAGUCGCCCUUGCGGGCGCUGUGGCUGAUUGCCACCAACGGCACACCGCAGAUCAAGAACGAGCAGGACCUGUCGCCCGUCUUCAAGGACUUUCUCUACUUUGCGCUCAAGGUGGAUCCCGAGAAGCGGGCGAGCGCUCACGACCUGCUAAGGCACGAGUUCAUGAAGCAAUGCGUCGAUCUGGGCCAGCUUGCGCCUCUCGUCCGAGCCGCGCGCGAACAGCGAGCCCAAGAAAAGGCCAGGAAGCAGUAGCGCUGAUUCCUGCCCUGCCCUGCUCAUCUCCGGCUUGUUGAGGCUGGCCGUUGUUGAUUUGGUGCCAUUCACGCAUGCGUCCUACCCAAACCUUGUCUCCGAGCAUUAGCGAGCCUCUGGACCCGAGUCCAGUUUAUGAAGGUGGUCUGAAGAAGAUACGACACGAUAUGCCCACAUACGGGCCGGCCUGUAUGGCGUCGGAUGCGCCACUCUCGGCGGCCCUGGGAAUGUUGCCGGCCUGGAUAUGCAUGGGGCCGAGAUGGUGACGGACGAGGCUCGGAGUGGCCAGGCAGUCCCGCCGUGCUCGAUGCAGCCACAUGUGAACAGCUAGUUCCCUUACUACAUAGACGUGCAUUCGCAACCCUUUUUUUUGUACUCUCUUCUUGCUUUUUGGGCCCAAGGAGCCGCCGGGGGCGUGGGACUCUGGCGGCCCCGACACACGGCACUGGAUACCAAAGGCAGCGAUGCCUGCCACUCUACCACCUAUUCUCUUGUUCGCGGGCCUCGCUGCCCGGCUGACGAAAUCGACUACGCAAGCGGCGGCGGUUUGCUUUGACGUUGGGGGAGAAAAGGGAAUGGAAACGGGAG